AUGUGCCACUCACCCGGGGCACCCCAGCCCCUCACCUACUCCCUCUGGGGCAGUGGGGACAUUGAGGUCUUCAAGAAGGUAGUGACAACCUCUGACCCAGCCUCCUUCAGCAUCGACAUCAUGCUCAAGUCCAGGCCAGACUGGCUCACCUGCUUCCGCCAGGCGGCCUCCAGCUGGGGCACACAGGCGCCCAGCACCAGGCUGCAGUUGUACGGGAGCUUUCACCCUGCUGGACAGAGGAUCAGGCCCCAGGGUAGAGGUGUACUGCCAGGCAGCCUCAGGCAGCCCACCCAUCACCUACCACCUGGUCGAGAGGGACGAGCACAUCUACAUGUGGCAGAGACCAAACGAUGGGCAGCCUGCCAACUUCUCCUUCCCACUGACCCAGCUGUCGCACUGGUUCCAGUGCCAGGCUGCAAACAACAUCAGUUUCCAGUGCAGCGCCUUCAAGCUGGUGCCCCCAGGACAGCUGCCCCAUGGACCCAUCUUCCUGCUGGCUGGUGUCAUCUUCAUCACAGCUAUGGCUUCUUGGAACCUGGGCUGGAUGAUGUGGAUCAGGUCUUCGCCUUGAUCGUGUUCUCCUGCAUCUUUGGCGAGGGCUACAGCAACACCCACGAGUCCCAACAGCAGUACUGCGUGUUCAACCACAACGAGGAUGCCUGCCGCUACGGCAGUGCCAUCGGCGUGCUGGCCUUCCUGGCCUCCGCCUUCUUCUUCGUGGUCGAUGUCUACUUCCCCCAGAUCAGCAACGCCACUGACCGCAAGUACCUGGUCAUCGGCGACCUGCUCUUCUCAGCUCUCUGGACCUUCCUGUGGUUCGUUGGCUUCUGCUUCCUUACCAACCAGUGGGCAGCCACCAAGCUGGAAGAUGUGCGGGUGGGAGCCGACUCAGCCCGGGCCGCCAUCACCUUCAGCUUCUUUUCCAUCUUCUCCUGGGGUGUGCUGGCCUCCCUGGCCUACCAGCGCUACAAGGCCGGAGUGGACGACUUCAUCCAGCACUACGUGGACCCCACUCCAGACCCCAGCUCGGCCUACGCCUCCUACCCCGGUGGGCCUCCCGACAACUACCAGCAGCCACCCUUCACCCAGAACGCCGAGACGGCCGAGGGCUACCAGCCGCCUCCCGUGUACUGAGCUGCAGCUGGGGCUGGUAAGGGGAGCUGGGAGGGCACCUGGGGGCCUCCCCUCCUCCUGGACUCCUCCUCAGAGGCUUGUCCCCAGAACUGCUGGCCACUUUCGUCCAGCCUGUUGGAGCUGACGCCGGGCCUGGAGAGAGAGCGCCUGCCUCGCCAGCCCCGGCCGCCCAGAGCCCUGGCCUGACCUGCCUGUGCCCCAAGGGCGCCUCAAGGGCAUUUUUUAGGAAAGGGUUUUCAGUUAGACAUGUUCUGUCAUUGCUUUUAAUGAUCCCCAGCCCCGCCCGGAGUAGCUCGAAGUGCCUAACGCGCUGUUUGUCAAGUGCCUUAGCUUCUCCCCAGCCCAAAGGCGCCAGGCCCAGGUCCAGGCCCCACGGCCAUGGUCAGGUCACUUGGGGUUCUCUGCCAAAGACGAGGUGGGGCCUUCCCCCCGUCCUGCUGCCGGCACUGGGCUGGGGCUCCUUCCUCCUCACUCAGGUUCCUUCCUGCCGGCUGCGCCCCCAGCCCCCUGCCUGCUCUGGGAGCCGGCAGCCCUGUGUUCACUGCUGUGGUGUCAGCUUGCUCUUGAUUCUGGGGUCACGACCCCGUGCCAGUGCCUCUGAGCCACCUUCCUGACAGCUGAGGGGCAGGGCUGGUGCCCGCCGCAGGGGGCUCGGGCCACACCUCCCCGUCCCUGCUCCCAGCCCUUGGCCCCUGGGAGGGGCUUUGCCUGACGGACAACACCCAGCUUUAUGUAAAUAUCCUUGUCAGUUAGGUGUGGGGCGCACCCACGGCCCCCAGGCAGUCGUGAAUGUAUUACAAAGCCUUGGGGGAGGACGCACAGCAGCCUUGGAUUCUGUUAGACUAAUUUUGGAGAUGGAAUAAAUGUUUUCCUCAUUCA
Molecule: messenger RNA, 2013 nt
Organism: Vicugna pacos (alpaca)
Lineage: Eukaryota; Metazoa; Chordata; Mammalia; Artiodactyla; Camelidae
Source: RefSeq, a predicted model, not a curated record